Molecule: messenger RNA, 2698 nt
Organism: Gadus macrocephalus (Pacific cod)
Lineage: Eukaryota; Metazoa; Chordata; Actinopteri; Gadiformes; Gadidae
Product: serine/threonine-protein phosphatase PP1-beta catalytic subunit-like
Exons: 8
Coding region: 111-1094 (327 amino acids)
Biological process (GO): regulation of circadian rhythm; circadian regulation of gene expression
Cellular component (GO): cytoplasm; nucleus
Molecular function (GO): protein serine/threonine phosphatase activity
Source: RefSeq, a predicted model, not a curated record
AUUUUAAAAGGUUAUUUUUCGCGAUGUGACUAUUGGUAGGUGUAGAACAGGGUUUCCUAGAAGGUCGUGGCCACCGGCUGAACACACAGUGGGCAGCAGGUAGCAGAGACAUGGCGGAGACUGAGCUGAACGUUGACAGCAUCAUCUCUCGAUUGCUGGAAGUGCGAGGAUGUCGUCCUGGGAAGAUAGUGCAGAUGACGGAGGCAGAGGUGCGUGGGCUCUGCAUCAAGUCGAGGGAGAUCUUCCUCAGCCAGCCUAUACUGUUAGAGCUGGAGGCGCCACUCAAAAUCUGUGGCGACAUCCAUGGCCAGUACACAGACCUGCUGCGGCUGUUUGAGUACGGGGGCUUCCCGCCCGAGGCUAACUACCUGUUCCUGGGGGACUAUGUGGACCGGGGGAAGCAGUCCCUGGAGACCAUCUGCCUGCUGCUGGCCUACAAGGUCAAGUACCCCGAGAACUUCUUCCUGCUGCGCGGCAACCACGAAUGUGCCUCAAUCAACCGCAUCUACGGCUUCUACGAUGAGUGCAAGCGCCGGUUCAACAUUAAGCUCUGGAAGACCUUUACAGACUGUUUCAACUGCUUGCCCAUUGCAGCCAUUAUAGAUGAAAAGAUCUUCUGUUGUCAUGGAGGGCUGUCGCCUGAUCUGCAGUCCAUGGAGCAAAUUAGACGCAUCAUGAGACCCACGGAUGUCCCUGAUACAGGCCUGCUGUGUGACCUGCUGUGGUCGGACCCGGACAAGGACGUGCAGGGCUGGGGGGAGAACGACCGCGGCGUCUCCUUCACCUUUGGCGCCGACGUGGUCAGCAAGUUCCUCAACCGCCACGACCUGGACCUCAUCUGUCGAGCCCACCAGGUCGUAGAAGAUGGCUACGAGUUCUUUGCCAAGCGGCAGCUGGUGACGCUGUUCUCUGCUCCCAACUACUGCGGGGAGUUUGACAAUGCCGGGGGCAUGAUGAGCGUGGACGAGUCUCUAAUGUGCUCGUUCCAGAUCCUGAAGCCCUCGGAGAAGAAAGCCAAGUACCAGUAUGGCGGGGUGACCUCGGGGCGUCCCGUCACCCCCCCUCGAACCGCUCAAGCCCCCAAGAAAAGGUGAGCAGCUGGCCCCAACCCGUCCCCCAUGCCCCCCAUCCCCGACCCUGUUCCAGACACCUCCGCCUCUGCUCUCAGCCAGCAUUGUUCAGGUGUAAACUGAUCAUACCGUGUGGAAAUGAUUUGCUUGUUUGUUGGGUGUUUUCCGUUAAUUUACUCGUGUAAAGUAUUUUUUAUGCAAUAAAACGUGUUGCUUAGCCCUUAAACCAUUAGUCCUUUGAGCAAUAUGAGAUUCACCCCGUGUGGAACGGCCAAACAUGUGGAACAGAUGGCCCCGGGCCUCAUGUGUUCAUGGCAUUGUAACUUUGAGGACGGUUGUGUGGUUGCUGAGUGUGCGCUUGUGAUUGAGAAGGUGUGGCGGUUGUGCGCCAGUGAAUUCAAACUUGUGUUCCUCCAGACCAAUGGGUCUCUCCCGAAUGUGAACUCUUAUUCUGAUCCAUGUACUUUAAUGGGGUUGCCAACAUUGUCCAUACAUAUGGUGUACAGUAAAUUACACCUGUUGAUUGAUAAUAAAUGUAACCAUAAAUGACGUUGGUUAGGCCAUCUGCUUAAUGUAAUAGAUGAGCAUUAAUCAACUGGUUUUAAGAAUUAACUCCAAUUUCUUUGUUCCUCAAGUUGGAAUACAUUCCUGAUUACAAAAAUAGUAAAAACAAAGCAAUUUGAAGCAUUGAUGCAAAGGGAGGAAACCAAUUUGAUCAAAUCCAUAUUGGAAAAUGUAUGUCACUUAUAGAGCAGUAAUGGGGCACCAUCAGUUCAUUACGAUUAAUCUAUACAGCAUGGUACUUGUGCAGUACUUGGAAGUCCUUACGUUCUUGAUACACCAGCUCAGUUUUUGUACUUGCCCAUAUAUUUAUUGCUACCAUUUUUGAAAGGUGAUCUCAGCUCACCAUUAUCACAUUUGAAGAACCGCAUACAGUUAUGUACAGUAUUAGGCGUUGGACAGUCUUCUUCCAUUGCCCUUCAAUGCCACUGGUCACCGCAGGACAAUAUACGCAAGCACGCAGAAAGUAAAGUGAACGCAAUUUGUUGUUUGCAUCACAGUUCUUUACUCCCAUCUAGUGGUUAUUUAGUAGAUAAUUUUCAUCACACAGAGGUAACCUUCACCUUUUUUGAGUCUUAUUUAUUUUAAUCUUGAAUUUGCCGUGUGAAUCUAUUUGGUCUUCAAGUUGGGAACAGUUGUGUGAACAAUUUUAAGAUUUGUACAGGUUUGUUUCAAACUUGGUAAAUUAGAUUGUGUGGGUAAUAUUUUCGAUUCGAUUGAACAAUUGAAUGGAAUGGUAAUUCAGCUUGGAAUCAAAUGAAUGAAAAUUCCAAGAUAUUAAAUUCUGAAAGUUCGGUUAAAAUUAACAUUAAAGAAGCAUAAGGUGAUCAAAGUUGCAUCCAGUAUGCACUAGUGCUGAUUUCAUUGUACAAAACAUCUGAAAAUGCAGUACUCCUUUAUUACAUUGCAAACCGUCUGUACAGUUCAUGACAACACCUAUUGAUUCUGGUGUCAAAAGCAGUGUGACUUGGCAUUAUAAAAGAUACACUUUAUAUUUUCAUGUCUGCAUGAGGUUAUACAUGCCCUCGUAUCAAUAUUGUCAUUCACAUAUUAAAGACAUCAACCAA